AUGGCCAAGCACUGGGACUGCGGCUGGGCCUUGGACGAGAGCUCUCCCUCUUGGCCGACGGUGUGCGCCCUUCACCGCACGGUCAUCCGGGCUCCAGAGACCACGGAGCCUCCGGGCGCACGUAACAAGCAAGCCUUCGAGCUGAACGGUGGAACGGGGACUCAUGUGGAUGCUCCGUCCCACUUCAUUGCAGGGGGACGCAAUAUUGACCAGCUGCACUUGAGCGAGCUCGUGGACAUCCCGUUGGCCGUUGUCGACGUCUCCGCAGCUUGCAAAGAGAAUCCCGAUCACCAGGCAACGCGCGACGAGUUCAUAGCGGACGAGGAGCGUCAUGGCGGCAUCCUUCCAGGAAGUCUCGUUUGCGUGCGAACCGGCUGGUCAGCACGCCACAGAGAGGCGGAGCAGAUGCUGCGGGCUGGCACUCCUGGACCUUGGACCCCAUACCACGGCAAAGGGCCGGAGGAGGACGUACAUCCUGACUACAAGCUGCCGCGCAUGCACUUCCCCGGCGUUGCCGCUGCUGCUGCCGAGUGGCUGGUGCAAAGCAGGCAGAUGGUGGGCCUGGGCGUGGACACGCUGUCACCAGACGCGGGAGCCAGCGAAGGCUUCAAAACUCACCACGCGGUCUUGGGAGCAGACCGGUAUAUUGUGGAGAACUUGAACUUGGAGGGCCUGCCAGCACGUGGUGCCCGGGUCACCGUGGCCCCCGUGGCACUCCGGGGUGCACCUGAGGCGCCCGCACGGGUCUUUGCCACCCUCGCGUGA
Symbiodinium natans is the source of this 765-nucleotide messenger RNA. The record is from the annotation of a GenBank genome assembly. Lineage: Eukaryota; Dinophyceae; Suessiales; Symbiodiniaceae.